Messenger RNA from Dermacentor silvarum, 678 nucleotides. Its product is annotated as putative nuclease HARBI1. The transcript has 2 exons. Lineage: Eukaryota; Metazoa; Arthropoda; Arachnida; Ixodida; Ixodidae. Bases 1 to 678 code for a protein of 225 amino acids. The record is from RefSeq and is a predicted model, not a curated record.
AUGGCGGCGUUCUUGCUGGUGCUGGCGGCGGCGGCUCGUCAGCUCGGGCGGAGGCGCGGAAGGAGGGAGGCCGAGGGCGCGUUUGACAUUCCAGACGACGUGUUUCGGCAGCACUUUCGUCUGAGGAAGGAAACUGUGCGGUGGCUGUGCUACGAAGUGGCGGAGGAGCUCGGAGGCGUGCGAUCAACAGCGCUGACGGUGGAGCGACAAGUGUUGUGCGCGUUGCGUUUCUUCGCGACGGGCAGCUUUCAGGGGUCCGUUGGGAGCGAGGAGACGAUUGGCGUGACGCAGCCUGCGGUCAGCAAGUGCGUGCGACGCGUAGCGGAAGCAAUCGUCCACGCCGGGACCCGCAACAAGUGGGCCCACUACCCAAGGACGUCGGAGGAAAAGGCGGCCGUGAAAGAAGGGUUCCUUCGACGCGGCGGCAUUCCCGGCGUCAUCGGCUGCGUGGACGGCAGCCUUAUUGCCAUCAUCGCACCGAAGGGCGACAACAAGGCGGCAUACAUGUGCCGCAAAGGCUUCUAUGCCCUUAACAGCAUAUUCGAACUGGUCGAAGCUGCUGAGCAAGUGACUGGGCCGGCACGGGUCGAGACGGAAGCUGUCCCUGCACAGAAAGGUGCUAGUGGAGGCGAAAGCGAUGACGACGAAUCAGCAAUGCAACAGAGCGAGGCUGCCUAA